Molecule: messenger RNA, 3760 nt
Organism: Mizuhopecten yessoensis (Yesso scallop)
Lineage: Eukaryota; Metazoa; Mollusca; Bivalvia; Pectinida; Pectinidae
Exons: 2
Coding region: 95-1738 (547 amino acids)
Biological process (GO): proton transmembrane transport
Cellular component (GO): membrane
Molecular function (GO): proton channel activity
Source: RefSeq, a predicted model, not a curated record
UAUACAUCUGGGCGACUUUUAUAGAGCUUAACACAUAUCUACCCAACACGAAUGUAUUGAAGGCGCUAACUUUUAUCUCCAGGCAAGGAUUGCAAUGGAGUCGUUGUGUGAAAAGCUAUUUAAAUCGGUAUUCAUUCUACCAUAUGUUGCUGGAAAUUACCGGAGGCGGCAAAAUGGAUUCUGGAAUUAUGACUGUACAAUCUCGUCCCGUGUUUUGUUCCUGAUCAUCGUCGCUUUAGUGAUAGUGUUCACCGCCAGCAAAGAGUUAAAAACUCAUGUCGAAGUUCGGUUGGGAUUCAUCCUGCUUCUCCUGUCAGUUCUGAUGAUCUGUACAGUUUUCGCUUUGUGUCGCCUUGGGCGUUUGGUACAGAAACACGGCCUCCAAUCCGUUGUUUCUGCAAGAAGACACAUAAGCACUCCGAAGCUUCAGAUGAUAUUCUUGUGGGUUUUUGGACUGGGUUCGGCACUCUAUUGUGCCUUAUUUGUUGGAAAGCAAAUCGAGUGUUCAGCAUAUUCUUCUGGAGGAUUUUAUUGGAAUGUUUUGUUGUCUUUCAAUAUCAUAUUGAUCCUAUCGAUAAUCUCUGAAAUGAUUUUCCUCACUUACUUUUCACCAUAUCAGCUGAAACAGACUUCUGCAGUGAAUUUCUCUUCAUUUUUUUUAUUAACUGCAAAUAUAUCUGUAGUACUGUAUAUAUAUCUCAUGAAAGAUACAUUUUUGUACGCGAUAGAAAUCUAUCCUGAAGGUCAUUUCAUAUCCUGCAUAGAAAGCAACAGUACAAUGACUAUCCUCAUGCAUAAAUCAAAACAAUUUUUGAGCCCAACUUUUGUGGAAUAUGCCUUUUUAUCAAUAACAGUAGUUGUCGAAAUAUGGUCACCUACUAAAGUGCACCAACCUGAUACCAGAUCAGCUCACGAGGGAAUAAAUGACAUAGAAAAUUCGGAACAGAAUUCCUUAUUUGAUGAAUUUGACAAUGGGAAUUCAGAGCGAAGAUCUCUCCUUCAUGCAGUUGCCAAUGACGAGUCACAACAGGCAUGUCUUCGACAGGCAGCGAUCGAACCUUAUCAUUCCGAAAAUGGCGAAAGACGAAAAGUAUCCCACAUAAUAACGCUGGUUGGAAGUUUAACUGCAGGACUGGGACUUGUCAUUUGUUAUACAGCACAAGCUAUGGAUAAAGGAAAUAUAGAAAAUAUUCGAUACGCCACUGAAAUUUAUGAAUUAACAUUAAUUGUUGUAAUGGUGCUUGUGAUCUUUGUUGGAUUCUAUUGUUUGGUGCAUUCCUGUAAUCUUGACAGAUCAGCUCAACCGUUGCGGCCUGGGGACUAUGUGUACUUACUGUCAGCAUUUGGUGCAAUUAUGUUUCAUAUGUAUGAAGUGAUAGGUGGUGACGUUUCCUCCGAUUCGUCCGGUAGUGUCUUUUUGUUUAAAAGUAUCGUAAGCAUAUUCCAGGAUUAUCUACAAAUUGUGUUUCUACUCCAGGCGAAUCGAUGUAAGAAAUCGCGAUCAAGCGUCGUUUUACUUGAAUCUGUUUUUAUAUUUACUUCGGUAAUUAAUCUAAUAUACUGGUUUAACAACAGUUUUCUUAAAGCUGAAUUUCCAAGUACACGCAUACUCGAAAAUGACCACUUUUCUAAGGAAGUGUUGGAUUUAGUGUAUAAAGUGUUAUUACCCGUAUUAGUUUUCUUUAGAUUCACUUCCUUUUUAGAAUUUUAUGCAAUUUUGGAGGAAUAUAAACACUAAACAUAAUGCAUGCUAGGAUAUAUUGUAUUUUGGAAGCUUUGCGAUUACGCGGUGGCCGAAGAUACAAUGUCUUUGUCGUGUGUUUCAACAAAAUGUGACAAACUGCAUUAUUCUACUUCAGCUUUAUAAAAGCGUGUCUAAUUCUGACACUGGCCCCUUAACAAACAUCAUGUCGCCCUCACGCGCUCAAGUUUCCCUGAUCAUAUUUUAUCUUAUUCGGAUCCUCUCUAGAAAAAGGGCAAGAGCCACUACAACCUAGUUCCUAAUGACGGAAGCACAUCUUAACAAUAGCGCGGUAAGCUAAGCAUCUCUACUAUUGUUUUGUUUUCUUUGUUUUUGUUUCAUAGUUUCAAAAGUAUAAUAUUUAUCGCCCUUACUUAUCGCCCUGUUUGAAACAUGAUUAAUCAAGGAAACCACAAAAUCGGGGUUUCCUGUAGUUGGGGCAAUUAAUGUAUAAUAUAGAUUUUGUAUAGAAAAAGACACUCGAGAUAGAGCUACAGAAAAAAACUUCAAUGCAUGUAUUAUGUAUGUCUGUAGUUAAAACCGACUCUCAAAAAAUGAAUAAUGCCAUUUGAAAAUUAAUUAUGAUGUAUGUCUAUCUAUAGACAAUCAAGUCCGUUUGUGUUAACUGUAAGUACAUAUAAUUAGAAUUGCCAAAAUGUGAGUCUUGUUCGUCAAAAUAUAUAUUCUCACAGAAUGAGGUGAAUCUGUUUACACAAUAUAUGCAUUUGUCUUGCAAUGUACGUUUAGUUUUAUGACUCGUGUGUUACAUCCAAAUAUAUGUACAUAGUAAUGUAUUGUGUACAACUUUAUAUAUAGUUCAAUUGAUAUAUUGUGUACAACUGGAUGUAUGUUUCAUUAGUUUUAUUGUGUACAACUUUUUGUAUGGUUCAUCAGAUGAAUUGUGUACAACUUUAUGUAUGGUUCAUUAGAUGAAUUGUGUAUAACUUGAUGUAUAGUUCAUUAGAUGAAUUGUGUACAACUUUAUGUAUGGUUCAAUAGAUGAAUUGUGUACAACUUGGUGUAUGGUUCAAUAGAUGAAUUGUGUACAACUCUAUCUUUAGUUCAAUAGAUGUAUUGUGUACAACUGGAUGUAUAGUUCAUUAGUUUUAUUGUGUAUAACUUGAUGUAUAGUUCAUUAGAUGUAUUGUGUAUAACUUGAUGUAUGGUUCAAUAGAUGUAUUUUGUACAACUUGAUGUAUAGUUCAAUAGAUGUAUUGUAUUCGUCUUGAUGUAUCACCAUAAAUCAGUUUUGAAUGAAGACUCAAGUCAGUACCAUAAGACUAUUUAAAAGAUUUGGAAUGUAUUGUAUUGUUUCACAAUUAUAAAUACUUGAUAUUUAGAUUUAUAACUGAAAUAGACUAGAUAUAUCAUAUUCGUCUGUUGAUAAAUAUCCUUUACACAACUAUUUCAAGCUGAUUUUCAAUAAACGCAACGUUUUUGAUUGGUAAAAAAGAUGGGAUAUGUGAAUUAGACCCGAUGUUGUCGAAUACGAUGUAAGAACCGAGGCUUUCCUAGGGUACGUAUCUGACGGUGUCUCAGAGUUGAAUCUGAGUAUUUUACACGUGGAUACAAUAGAUUCUUUCUACACCUAAAAUCGAAUCCGUUGAGGAUAGAGAUAUCAUACAGCAGAACGUGACUCACGUUUUUAUACAUAUUUAUGUCUUCUUAGAUUAACAUAUGGGGCUAAUAAUUUUCUAUCACUAUCGUUCCUGCUUACCAACUCUCAGGUCCUCCAGUAAAUGGCACAAGUGUCGGUCGACAACUUCUGACAAUUUGAUUGACUAACAUUCUGAACAGUGGAUCGUGGUGAUGUGAGGAUUGGCGCCAUUUGACGUUGUACUUUCUCAUUAUUAAUCUCAUGUGUUAUGUUAAUCGAUGUUUUAUUUGACAAGAAGUUAACAUUACAGAUAUGCAUCAAUGAUUUAAUCGACCGUGUAAAAUAUUUGAAAUUUUGUUAGAUAUAAGGAGCGUUUAGAGUUGUUAACAAAGCUCCAAUAUGUUUAUUAAAAAAAUCAUCAU